Molecule: messenger RNA, 3936 nt
Organism: Quercus lobata
Lineage: Eukaryota; Viridiplantae; Streptophyta; Magnoliopsida; Fagales; Fagaceae
Product: DNA topoisomerase, type IA, core
Exons: 22
Coding region: 169-3681 (1170 amino acids)
Biological process (GO): DNA topological change
Cellular component (GO): chromosome
Molecular function (GO): DNA binding; DNA topoisomerase type I (single strand cut, ATP-independent) activity
Source: RefSeq, a predicted model, not a curated record
AAGUGUGUACAGUAUAACAUUAGCACACUCCAAAACCCUCAACCCAAAACCCUCACAGCCCACACCGACCUCUCUGCUCUAUCUUUUCUCUCUCUCUCUCUCUCUCUCUCACACACACACACACACAGAAAGCCAAAUAUGUCGAGGAAAUAAGAAUCAAUAGUGGCGAUGAUUCAACUGCAUAGGAGCUCGCUGUUGAUGAACACUGCCACUGUCUCUUCCUCCAUAUUCUCUAAACCUUCAACUCCUUCAUUUCUUCGCCUCAACUCAUUCAUGUCUAAGUUGCAGUAUAGGGGACUUCAGCAGACCCCAAGAACACAUUUACCAUGUUCUUCAUUUGGCAUCAGUAAUGGCAAUGGAUACAGAAAAUGUUCUCAACUUAAGUGUAGUAAAGUCAAGGUAUCUUGCAUGAUCUCAACCAACCAUGGAAAGGGCGGAAAGGAUUUCCAUAUUUUCAGAAGCCAUGUUGGUUGUUCUCGGUUUGGUUUCACAGUUCCAUCCCACUUAAGACUUGGGCUCCUUAAUUUUAUGGCACCUUUGGAUACUUCAAUCUAUGGACCUCUAAUUAGUGGUUUUAGGAGUUUUAAUAAUUGUGGAAGUUUUGCUCGGAGGUUUUCUUCUAAAGAUGCGAGAGUAACAAGUAUACGUGAAAAUACUGGCGUUACGGGAAAAAAGGGUGGUGGGAAUACCUUCCAGACGUUCAGUCAGCAUCAGAAGAGGGCAAAUGCGUUGGCCGCUCACAGCAGAAAGACAACUGCAAAUUCUAAUAUCUCAGCCUCUAAAGACAUUGACACGGUGACUUCUACUGAAUUGCUAGUUGGAGAUGGGAAAGGGGAUGUGGAACUGUCAUCAAAGGUUUCAACUUCCCGUGUUAACAAUGAUAAUCAAAACUCUGAAAUUGACAGACAACGGAAGCAGCCGUCGAGAAACAAGAAAAACAAGGUACGGAAAUCUGCUGCAAAUGCUUCAGACAAAGCUGUUGUAGCAAAAGGACCUAAAGUGAAGAGUUCUGGUGUGAGCAAAAAAAGCCAGAAUUCUACACAGGCUUUAGAGAAGAAUUCAGUUGGGAGCACAGCUGUGGAAGUGCUUGAUAGUUCUACUUCAAGAGAACUCCAGACUAAGAAGAAAAAUGGUAAAUCUAGUAAAAGCGGGAAAUCUGUCAAAGCAGCUAAUGAGUCACCACAGAAACCGAAUCCACAACAGAUAGACAAAGUUAAGCAUCUCGGACAAAGACCACUGAAACAGCUAUAUCCCCCGGAUGGGAAAUCUGUUGUGGUGGUGGAGUCUAUUACAAAGGCUAAGGUUAUUCAGGGCUACCUUGGUGAUAUGUAUGAAGUCUUGCCUAGCUAUGGUCAUGUAAGAGACUUGGCUGCAAGAUCAGGAUCUGUGAGGCCUGAUGAUGACUUUAGUAUGGUGUGGGAGGUUCCAUCACCUGCCUGGACUCAUUUGAAGAGCAUCAAGGUUGCAGUAAGUGGAGCAGAAAAUCUUAUCCUUGCAUCAGAUCCUGACCGAGAAGGAGAGGCUAUUGCAUGGCAUAUCGUUGAGAUGUUGCAGCAACAGGAUGCUUUACGUGAAGAUCUUAGCAUAGCAAGGGUUGUCUUUCAUGAAAUAACUGAAACAUCCAUUAAAAGUGCUCUCCAAACUCCAAGAGAAAUUGAUGCAAACUUGGUUCAUGCUUAUCUUGCACGUCGUGCUCUCGAUUAUUUGAUUGGAUUUAAUAUUUCGCCGUUAUUAUGGAGGAAACUACCUGGUUGCCAGUCAGCUGGGCGGGUUCAAUCUGCUGCACUUUCUCUUAUAUGUGACAGGGAAAUGGAAAUUGAUGAAUUUAAACCUCAGGAGUAUUGGAGUGUUGAGGUGAAGAUGAACAUAAAUAGACCGGGUUCUUCACUGAAAGAAUGUUUUUUUCAAGCACAGUUGACCCAUUAUGAUUCCCAAAAGUUAAAUCAGUAUUCGAUCAGCUCUGAUACGGAGGCAAAGAAUAUUGAACAGAAGAUUAGUUCAGAAAAUUUUCAAGUGGUCAGCUCUAAAAAAAGCAAAAUGCGGAAAAACCCUCCUACACCAUAUAUAACAUCAACACUUCAGCAGGAUGCAGCAAACAAAUUACAUUUUUCUGCAUAUUAUACAAUGAAGGUUGCACAGAAACUUUAUGAGGGGGUGCAAUUAUCUGAUGGUAAGGCAGCUGGUCUGAUAACAUACAUGAGAACAGAUGGACUACAUAUGUCCGAUGAAGCUGUCCAAGAGAUUCGCUCUAUGGUCAUUGAAAGGUAUGGACAAGGGUUUGCAUCAGGGAAUUCACGCAAAUAUUUUAAGAAGGUGAAGAAUGCUCAAGAGGCCCAUGAAGCAAUUAGACCCACUGAUAUUCGGAGGUUACCAUCAACGCUCAUUGGAGUGCUUGAUGAAGAUUCCAUGAAGCUAUACACUCUUAUUUGGUCUCGGACAGUGGCAUGCCAAAUGGAACCUGCUAUCAUAGAGCAGAUACAACUUGAUGUUGGAAAUGCUGACAAGUCCCUUGUUUUCCGAUCUGCAUGCUCAAGAGUUAAUUUUCUUGGAUAUCAGUCAGUUUUUAAGGACGUGGAAGCUGUAGCAGUCCGAAGUAAAGAAAAUGUCGAGAAUGAUCAAGAUGAGGCGUUUGGUAUUCUUAAUUCAUUGAAGCUAGAAGAUCGAUUAUAUCUUGAUGAAGUGGAACUCAAGCAGCACUAUACCAAGCCUCCACCACGCUACUCUGAGGGAUUCUUGGUUAAGAAGUUAGAGGAGCUUGGGAUUGGAAGACCUUCCACAUAUGCAAGCACACUGAAAGUUUUACAGGAUAGAAACUAUGUGACAACAAAAAGCCGUGUCUUGUAUCCAGAAUUUCGUGGCCGCAUGGUGUCAGCAUUUCUUUGUCACCAUUUUUCUGAGGUCACAGACUACAGUUUCACUGCUGAUAUGGAGAGUGAGCUUGAUAAUGUAUCUGCUGGAUUGACUGAAUGGAAAGGCCUUCUUAGAGAUUAUUGGACACGAUUCAGCUCAUAUUGUGACCGUGCUAAUAGUGUCCAUAUUCAUCAGGUGGAGAAAAUGUUGGAGAAAAAAUUUGGGGAUUUCUUGUUUGAUUCUCUCCCUGAUAAAAGUAGGACCUGUCCCAGUUGUAUGGAAGGAAAUUUGAUUUUCAAAGUAAGUAGGUUUGGUGCUGGCUAUUUUAUAGGUUGUGAUCAACACCCAAGAUGCAAGUAUAUUGCCAAGACGUUAUAUGGUGAUGAUGAUCAAGAGGUUCCUCCUCAAAACAAUAAUGUUGAGGAGCCAAAACUGCUGGGUACUAACCCAGUUUCCAGCGAAAAGAUUCUUUUGAAGAGUGGUCCUUAUGGAUUUUAUGUUCAGCAUGGUGAAGACAGGAAGGGAUUCGUACCUAAAAGAGCCUCUGUUUCGCAUAUAAAGAAUGUGGACUCUAUUACCCUUGAAGAUGCUCUUGAGUUGCUGCGCUACCCUAUUACAUUGGGAAACCAUCCAAAGGAUGGCCAACCGGUGAUCUUAAAGCUUACAAAACCUGGAUUGAAAAUUAGACAUCGACGCACAAAUGCUACAGUCCCCAAGAAUCUGAAGCCAGAAGACAUUACCAUUGAGAAAGCAUUGGAGCUCUUGUCAGGUGACAAUGUAAGCCGAAGUGGCCGACCUAAGAACAAACCAAAGCUUGAAGAAGCUUUUUAGGCCAUCUAGCCUUGGUAAAUAGAAGAAAUGUGCAAGUUCUUGGAUGAUUCAGAGUACUUUUUAUGAAUACUUUAGGUUGGCAAUUGGUAACUUACCCCAUCACAACAAGAAAUUUGUUUCUUUAUGGUAAGUUACACAUGCAUUUGGUGAAUUUUAUACCUACAACCUCAUUGAAUUUUAUACCUACAACAUCAUUUUCUCCCUAUUUUUAUGGGAGAAGAAACUGUCAUUUGAGCUAAAGCUCAUUGGCCAAAA